Molecule: messenger RNA, 936 nt
Organism: Psammomys obesus (fat sand rat)
Lineage: Eukaryota; Metazoa; Chordata; Mammalia; Rodentia; Muridae
Product: olfactory receptor 1094-like
Exons: 1
Biological process (GO): G protein-coupled receptor signaling pathway; sensory perception of smell
Cellular component (GO): membrane
Molecular function (GO): odorant binding; olfactory receptor activity; G protein-coupled receptor activity
Source: RefSeq, a predicted model, not a curated record
AUGGAGAAUGUCACUGACUUCCUUCUAUUUAUCCUGAGAGGCCUCACAGACAAUGCUGAACUUCAGAUCAUUCUUUUUGUACUAUUUCUAGUGAUUUACCUUUUCACACUAAUGUGAAACGGGGAACUGAUGGCAGCAGUCAUUGGGAAUACCCAGCUUCACAACCCAAUGUACUAUUUGUUGGGUGUUUUAUCAUUCAUAGAUACUUGCUUUUCUACCAUUAUCACCCCCAAAAUAUUAAUAGAUUUCAUGUCAGAGAAGAAAGUCAUUUCAAUCCUUGGAUGUGCAGCACAAAUGUUUCUUGCUGUCAGUUGUGGAACCACAGAAUGUUUUCUCUUGGCAGCAAUGGCUUAUGACCACUAUGAGGCUAUCUACAACCCACUUCUGUAUGCAGUAAGCAUGUCACCCAGAGUCUACAUCUCACUCAUUAUUGGCUCCUUGGCUGGUGGAAUUCUCCAUGCAUCUAUCCAUACAGCAACCACCGCUAGCCUAUCUUUUUGUGGCUCCAAUGAAAUGAAGCAUUUUUUCUAUGAUAUUCCCCCUCUGCUGGCUAUUUCUUGCUCGGACACGAAAGUGAAUGAGCUUCUACUCUUCAUCUUUGUAAGCUCUAUUGAGGUAGUCACUAUCUUGAUCAUCAUCAUCUCUUACAGUUUCAUCCUCUUUGCCAUUCUGAAGAUACAUUCUGCUGAAGGGAGGCAAAAAGUGUUCUUUACAUGUGGCUCUCACCUCACUGGAGUGUCCAUCUACUAUGGAGCAAUCCUCUUCAUGUACAUGAGACCAAGUUCCAGCUAUGCCUUGGAGCAUGAUAUGGUAGUAUCUACAUGUUAUGCUAUUGUAAUUCCCAUGCUGAAUCCCAUUAUCUACAGUCUCAGGAACAGAGAUGUGAAAGAGGCAAUGAGAAAACUUUUAAGAAAAAUGUUUAUGUCUAUAAAAUGA